AUGGGUCGACGGCCCAAAAACCCCAAGGACGUGGAGAAAGGCGGAGGAACACCCGACCCCAGCUCACCAUGCUUUGUGGGCUCCAUGAAGUGGCAUCCAUCUUCUACCAGCCGCACCGGUUUCGAGCGCGAUAAGGGACAUCUCACUCUGACCCAGGAAGCUCGCAACACGGAACGUUACACAACCCGCAGGAGCUACCUCAAACUACGAUAUAACGAAGUACAAUUCGUUAGUGCUGGUGAUAUGCUGCCUGGAGAUCUCAGCGUCCUCAACCAUCAGAUAAAAAACGAUCCGGCUUCUGACCAGCCCAAUGCCGCCCUUUCCUCCACAGAUCCUGUCAUUCUGGGCCAAAGCGAUGUGAAUGGGCACUGUCAAAAGUGGCUGAAUGGCACCGUUGAAGAAACUAUGACCGGGCCAGAUGAAGAAGCAGCAAGGGGGGGAAGAAGAAGAAGAGGAGGAGGAGGAGGAGAUGGACACGAAGAAAGCCUUGGAGAGCGAGAAAGGGGAGGAAAGGGAGAAGAAUCUGGGGUAAAGCUUGACGUUGAUACAGAUUCCACGGAUAUAUUUUUCAUUGAUCGGGAGGGAGAGGACCCCCAGGAGCAUCUGGAACCUAAGAACCCCGCCACUUCGCACAACACCCUGGCAGAUGCACAGCUGGACUCCAGCGAAGACGAGGUGGUUUUCACAGGGAGGGGCAAAAGCUUCCAUUCCUUCCCGGCCCCCUGCAGCGAGAAUUUAAAUACCAUUAACGAACGAGAAUUCUGUACAGGCCACGAGUCUUCGCCCGGGAAACGUGAUAAGGAUGGUCAAGAACCCGUGGUUUCGGAACCAGCCGCUCCAUCCGAUAACGAAUCCGACCCCAUAAUUAUCCAUACCCUUUAUCCGGCGUUGUGUAAUAACCCAGCGAACCAACCUGAAUUCAUAAGCCUCGGAGGAAAUCAAAAGCGUUCCCACGCCCGUAAUCAGAGAAAGCCAAAUUCACAGUGGAAUUCUGACGAAUCCGAAGUCUUGGCCGAUUACAUCGCGAAUAUGACAGGUGACCACUCCAGUGAGGAGGGUGAAGACAAAGAAGAAGAUGCUGGUGUGAGAGGGAUCAAUGCUCAAAGCCAAACACACCAUGAUCGCAGAGCAUCAUGGAGUUCUGCAGAUCUUGAAAACUUAAACGACCUUAGCUCUUCUGAUGAACUGCCAGACGAGGUUUCGUGCGUCUUUUCCAUGAGGGAGAGGAAUCAGGGUAUCCAAUAUUUGCUUGUCGGGGUGGGUGAGAGCACAGAUGAAGCGCGUUGGAUUGGAAGGGAACUCUUGACAAUGCCUGGUGCGGCUGAAUCGAUUAAGCGUUUCGAGGAGAAGGUCGCGUCGAUCGAAUCUAGUCAGGAAAUGGACUCUGACUCUUCUUCAUCGAAUGAGAUGGGAGAGGAAGACAAGGUUGAAGAAUUUGAACCCCAUACCACUGAACAGCAACUCGACAUGACAGAUGAGCAGAUGGCGCGUCUACUCCAAACCCAAGGGUCUUUUGGCUUGGGAACAAACGAUCUCCUACUCUAUGACGAGAAUGAUGCCGUUGACGGCUUUGAAAAGGCGACAAGAUCGCAGUUCUCGUACACGUCUGUAUCCAAAUUAACUGUGCGACGGAACCGAGCUGGUCACUUCCCUUCUGCCUCCGCUCUUGCGAAUGCCCUGGAAGAGGAUCCAUAUGGUGGAAUUGAUGCUAUGGCCUUUGACCGCCCACGCCUAAAGAAUAAACUGAAGGGGCGCCGCCAUGCCCAUCAACAAGAUUUUGGUUUGUCUGAUAGUGACAUGGCUAGGGAAUUGCACUUAGCUUGGGAGAAUGACCGGAAAAAAAAGAAAACGAAGAGGCAAGAGAGAGAAGAACAAAGAUCAGGGGGCUUGUUGGGCACCGGGCCAGGGAAGGUAGAUUUGAAGGCAAAAUACCCGCACGGCAUGACCUUGGAUAAUGUUAAAGACGAAAUACGGAACUUUUUGGCAUCGCCAUAUCAGAGUCUUACUUUGCCUCCGAUGGACAGGAGAAACCGAAAGUUCGUCCACGAGAUCUCACACUCACUUUCCCUGAAUUCAAUAUCCCGAGGUAGUGGCGCGGCUCGCUUUCCGAUCCUUACCAAAACAGCCAACACGCCAGAUGUAGAAGGAAAUGAAAUAGGCCAUGUUGAGAGAUUAUUUUUUGGUGAGCGGUUUCUGCGACGAACGGAUAGACGCCAACGAGGUUCUGGGGGUCCGAAUUCCGCGGCCCAAUCUCGUGGCGCUAGUGUAAGAGCUGCGUCGUAUAUGGAUGGGGACAUAGUUGGCGCAUCUGCACCGGAAAUCGGGGCGGAGAACAAAGGCCGUGCGAUGCUGGAGAGGAUGGGUUGGAGUAGUGGAACUGCUUUGGGUGCCGCUAACAACAAGGGGAUAUUGCAUCCUGUUGUUCAUGUGGUUAAGAACACCAAGGCUGGGUUGGGGUGA
This is a messenger RNA of Paracoccidioides lutzii Pb01, 2460 nucleotides long. RefSeq lists its product as hypothetical. Gene Ontology annotation, molecular function: nucleic acid binding. The transcript is spliced from 3 exons. The record is from RefSeq and is a predicted model, not a curated record. The coding region runs from base 1 to 2460 and encodes 819 amino acids.